Saccostrea echinata is the source of this 1687-nucleotide messenger RNA. RefSeq lists its product as uncharacterized. Gene Ontology annotation, molecular function: proton channel activity. The coding region runs from base 4 to 1560 and encodes 518 amino acids. Lineage: Eukaryota; Metazoa; Mollusca; Bivalvia; Ostreida; Ostreidae. The transcript has a single exon. Gene Ontology annotation, biological process: proton transmembrane transport. The record is from RefSeq and is a predicted model, not a curated record. Gene Ontology annotation, cellular component: membrane.
ACAAUGAAAGUGCGUUCGUGGUUUUCAGCCGUGCUUCGAACGAUUCUUAUUCCGUUUUCAACUGCUGAUGCAGAGGUUUAUUCCGAAGAAAAUGAAAAUGAUGUGAACGAAGAGAUAUCUCCCACACUGACCUUUGCACAUCUGGUAUCUUGUUUGUGCGUGGUUCUUGGUAUUUAUUCCGGGAAACAGACGACCGAUGAUACUGCGCGGUUUGUUGUUUGGGGAUUGGUUAUGGGACUUGUCGGAUGCGGAUUGUUGGCCUUGAUUGUCUUGAUAUGCUCUAACUCGUUCGUGCAAAGUCCACCUAACAAAGAAAUGCCUAAAGACUAUUCUCUUAAUUUAAGAGUUGUUUUUCUCUGGCUGUUUGGACUGGGUGUCAUUUUGAAAAGCGCUGUAUACAUAGCUAUCAAAAUCGAAUGUUUUCCAAUCGUGUCUGAUGAUUUUAUGAUGUAUUUAAGUGUCCUUAGUACAUUCAUGUUUAUUUGUUUUAUUAUUUUGCAAAUGGGAACCAUAACAUACUUCAGAAAUUACCAUUUCAAAAAGUCAACCCAAAUCAAUUUUGUAAUUGUAUUUCUUUCUCUGGCAAAUUUUGCUGUAUGGUUGAAUUCUGUUGUGAGUAGUUUAAAUGGUAUUUAUGCUACAAACCCGAAUGAAACAGUACAUAUGAAAACCUUUAAAAACGAAUCGGAAUGCUUCUUUAGUUCUAAGAUCCAAAAAGACUUAGCUCUAAAGCUUCUUCCCUUUUUGUUACCAACUCAGAUGGAAUUUUUCAUCCUAGCAUCAAGUUUUGUGUUGUCAUUUUGGCAUUCUUCUACAGAACAAGAGUGCUGGAUAACUGAAAUUGAUCUUGAAGAGACUGGAACAGAUGAAUCUCAGGAACUUUUACCCCUGUUACCUCGAAAUACUGAAAAUCGGGCUACUAACGUUGCUGUUAUUAUGAUUUCCGUCAUAUUGAAUCUGCCCACGUUUCUAACAUGGCUUCUUCUUUCGUUCGUGUAUCCGGAUAACAAUAAAGGACUUCGCAAUUCAUAUGAAAUCUGCAAUUGUGUUAAUUCAAUUGCGAUUAUCAUAAUUGUUUACAUUGCGUUUGACCAUUUGUCGAAAACGUAUUCCACGAGUCAAUAUCAGCGUUCUCUUACAACAAGUGAAACCAUUCUGGUGUUCAGCUCUGCAGGUGUAGUAGCGUAUAGUACUUAUGGACUUCUUUUCGCCUUGCAGGGAAACAUUGAGGAACAUUUGGCUCUGUUUUUGCGAAACUUUAUUGAAAUAAUAGAGACUUUUUUACAAACAUCUCUAUUAAUACAGUGUCAGCGGUACAUAUUAUCUUGGCAAAGAUCUUCACUUCUUUCUUCCCUUGCAUUAAUUUUGACGAUAACAAACUUAAUAAAUUGGUUUCUCUAUUCCAUCUAUCAAAAUGUACCAGCAGAAGGGCAAGAGAAAAUUGUUGGCAAUAGGCGAAAUUGGGCAUAUGUUCAAACCAUUCUUGUCCCAUUGCUAAUCUUUUAUAGGUUUACAUCUGCUAUGAAUUCGUACUCACUUUAUCAUCAGAUAAAACCAUGACUUUUUCAUUGAUAUAUGAAGAAUUGUGCUAUGUAUAAUUUUAAUAAUUGAAACUUGUAGAAUACAUGUUUAUGGCACUAUUGAAGAUAACUGUAUAAUUUCACCGUAAAACAUUAACAAAUGCAAG